Molecule: messenger RNA, 629 nt
Organism: Myotis davidii
Lineage: Eukaryota; Metazoa; Chordata; Mammalia; Chiroptera; Vespertilionidae
Gene: LAMTOR2
Product: late endosomal/lysosomal adaptor, MAPK and MTOR activator 2
Exons: 4
Coding region: 112-489 (125 amino acids)
Biological process (GO): cellular response to amino acid stimulus; positive regulation of TOR signaling
Cellular component (GO): Ragulator complex
Molecular function (GO): molecular adaptor activity; guanyl-nucleotide exchange factor activity
Source: RefSeq, a predicted model, not a curated record
CAAUUCCCAGAGCGCUUUGGCGUAGGGCAGUACCGGAAGCGGCUGGCGGAGCCCCACAGGAGGCAAUUCGGAGGGUCUUGGUGCAAAAGUCCCGGCUUAGGAAUCGCAGGCAUGCUGCGUCCCAAGGCUCUGACCCAGGUGCUGAGCCAAGCCAACACUGGAGGUGUCCAGAGCACCUUGCUGCUGAAUAACGAGGGAUCUCUGCUGGCCUACUCUGGCUACGGGGAUACCGACGCGCGGGUCACCGCAGCCAUCGCCAGCAACAUCUGGGCCGCUUACGACCGCAACGGGAACCAAGCGUUUAAUGAAGACAAUCUCAAAUUCAUCCUCAUGGACUGCAUGGAGGGCCGCGUAGCCAUCACCCGAGUGGCCAACCUUCUGCUGUGUAUGUAUGCCAAGGAGACUGUUGGCUUCGGAAUGCUCAAGGCGAAGGCCCAGGCCUUGGUGCAGUACCUGGAGGAGCCCCUCACCCAAGUAGCGGCAUCGUAAUGGGCACUGACGGAAGUAGGGGCCAGGCGAGAGAAAUGACUCUGUGGAGGCCCCCAGGGGACCCGUCCUGGACUGUGGGGGGAGGGUGGGACUUUGUUUUUCCCAAGAAUAAAUUUCACUCCUGUCAUGUGUAUUUUUUU